Messenger RNA from Sporothrix schenckii 1099-18, 3732 nucleotides. RefSeq names its product px domain containing protein. NCBI's taxonomy places the organism in Eukaryota, Fungi, Ascomycota, Sordariomycetes, Ophiostomatales, Ophiostomataceae. Bases 1 to 3732 code for a protein of 1243 amino acids. Gene Ontology annotation, cellular component: intracellular membrane-bounded organelle. Gene Ontology annotation, molecular function: phosphatidylinositol binding. The record is from RefSeq and is a predicted model, not a curated record. The transcript has a single exon.
AUGGACGAUCGCAAGAUUAGUGUGAACGACCCGGAUCGAGACUUGUCCCUCGAUUCUGCUUCACCAACCUUUGCCGCUUCUUCGUCGCCCUCUGGCCUCUCUCCAGUAUCGUCGCCGCCACUCCCACAACGACCCAACCUCGCGUCCCAAUCUCUCUCCGCUCCUCCCUCGCCGUUACCGAACUCUCCACAGUCCCCAUCGCCGAACACGAAGCCAGGAAGCACAGCCUCCGACGACGACAUCCCUACCCGGAUCUUCCGGUUCCUCUCUACAGCGACUGUCGAGUCUCUCAGUGCCGUCGGCGUCGGCCUCGCUGCAACGACCUACUUUGUGCUCGGCCGCGUGGGCCUCGUCCUGAUCGGCGCCUUUGGCGGCAUUGCCCUUUUUGUGGCAUGGGAAGCACGCAAUCCCGACGUCACCCGUGCUAUCCGUGGGGAGGCCAGCUCGGACCUGCUCGCCCGGGUGAUUGAAUACCGCAGGAAGGACCAGGAGAACGGCGACGAGGUCAGCGGCGAGAGCGUGGGCGCCGAGGCUGCCUUUGACCCUGCCCAGGAAGACCUGGCCCUCGGCCGCGCCUUUGAGAAUUUCCGCCCCGAGACCCGUCAAGCUCUGAAUGGCCUUGUCGAGGCGGUUGUCCGCGACUAUGUCAAGUGGUGGUACCAGCCCAUUGUACCGUCUGACCAGUCAUUCCCGCUGUCCUGCCGGCGCGUCCUUACCUCGUUUCUCGUGUCGGUCUCGAACCAUCUCAGCCGUAAACGCCCCGCCGACGCAUUCCUCGACUUCCUCACCAACUCCACGUCGAUUGUCAUUGUCCUCUUCUCCGAAUUGGCCACGGCAUUUGCCGAGCAUGCGGCACAGACACCGCAACAGCAGGGCUCGGCACCGCCCCAAGGGCCCGAUGCCAACCCCACAAUAUCUGCUGCCGACGCCAUCUACAGCUACCUUGCGUCGAACCCGAACUCGAACCUGGCCAACCUGCUGAGCCAGCGCCAGCAGGCGAGCAAGUUCCGCAUGGUAGCCGACGAUUUGCUGAGCUUCCUGGAUCGGCAAUGCUACGACUGCGACCCGGCACGGACGUUUCUCCGGGAGAUUGCGGCCACCUCCGUGCUGGAGACGACGCUGCAGACUUGUUCCAAGCCCGAAUGGAUCAACGGCUGGAUUGUGCACCUGCUGGAGGGUGGCGAGCCCGACUUCAGCCAGGCCAUCGAUGUGGGCAUGCAGACGCGCACCGAUGCCGCGGCGACAGCCAGCAGCAGCAAAGACGCAACCAGCAACUCCGCCACGGCCCACAUGCACCAUGCUUCGAUCGACAUUGACGGCAACGUCGGCAACAUUGCGCUGCCAAAGAGCCGGCGCAGCUCAUUUGAGGCGGACAAGGCACACCAAUCGAGGCGCAAGGAGUCGGUGCCAUUGUCACACAAGAAGCAGCUCAGCCGGGCUGACGAGGAAAUGGAGGAGGCCAUGGAGGAGAUGAAGCGCAUGAAUGAGAUGAUUGCCGCUGAAGAAAAGGCGCGGCGCACCACCACGGAGACCAAGAGUGCUACCGAAGCCGAAGACAGGUUGGCGGACGCCAUGCAGCACAAUGCAGACGAGCUUGGCAUCCAAGCAAACGACGAACGCAAAGACCACCACGGACACGGGCCCCCGUCACCCAGUGCCGCCUCUGACCAGAUCUCUCCCAAAGCGUCUCUCAGUCUGUCUGGUGACGAGAGCACGACGCGCACAGCAAGAACAGUCUCGACGCCCAUCACGCCACGGUCGUCUACCCAGGGGUCACCGAGCCAAUCGUCCUUUGCCAAGUCUGAGGCCGCCAGCGGAACAGCCGCGAACGGCUCGGAGAACACAGAAAAUCCGCACCCGUCGACCGCCGACGAAGCCUCCCAGUUCACCAGCUUCGACCAACUCGUUCCGCCGGCGCGCGAAGAGGAUGAGUCGAGCGACUCGGAGGGCCGCAAGAAACAGGAGCAGGCACCACCGCCACUGACGCUCCACAACGCGAACGUCACGAUUCAUGACGAGCCGGUGACGGACAAGGGACGCAUCAAGAGCCGGCCCGCAUGGGAUUUUCUGAUCCAGAUCGAGCCGGCCAACGCGCACUACCCGGGCUGGAUGAUUGUGCGCAAGUACGCGGACUUUGAGAAGCUGCACGAGGUGUUGCGGCGCAUUGCGACGAUCUCGGGCGCCACGGCGUUUACCGAGCAGCACGGCGUGCUCCCGAACUGGAAGAUCCACACGCGCGGCUCGCUGCGGGGCGAGCUGGAGCGCUAUGUGCGCGAUGCCUGCUGGUACCAGCCACUGGCCGAGAGCGAGGGCAUGAAGCGGUUUUUGGAAAAGGACACAAACAACAUGCCGGCGGCUUCCAAGACGGGACUCAAUGCGUUCGAAACCAUGGGCAAGAACAUGCUGGACGCACUGUCCAACGCGCCCAAGGGCGUGGCCGAAGGUGGCAAGGUGAUGGUAGGCGGCGUUACGGGCGUGUUUGGCAACCUGGGCAACCUGGGCACGAACAUCGGUCUUGGCGGCAGCAGCGGCCAGAAGAAGCAGCACGCCAGCUCGGGUUCGCUGGCCAAUGUAGCGGGCAGCCCCAGUCCCGGCGGCGCGACGACGUCGCCCCCUGCCUCGGUCCUGCAAGACGUCACGGCGUACACGAAUCGGCUGUCGGUCUCGACGCCACCCCGUAUGGAUAGUGGCUUCUCCGGCGCGGGCUCGCGGCGCUCUCGCGACAGCAUGGACAGCCAACGGUCGUCGGUUGUAGCGUCGCAGACCGGCCGCGUUGUGCCGAUGGGUCGGCGUAUGAGCUACCAGUCGCAGAGCGGUCUCAUGGACGCUGGAGCGAACGGCGAGGUAGGCGAGGCCGGCGCCGACGGGCGCGGCCGGACUAACAACAACAAUAGCAACAACAUGUGGGGUGACUACGCACCAGUCAGCAGCGGCAGCCGCGGCAGUCAGCACAACAGCCGUGCCUCGUCGAGCGGCGGCUACCCGCGCUCGCCCUCGAGUACGAGCCUGAGCGGAACCCGUCUUCCAAUGGGUGCGACCUCCGCUUUUGCCACCGACGCUCUAGAAGACAUGCCUGGUUCGUCGUUGACAUCGCCGGUGCGUGUCGGCUCAUCCAACAACUUGACGAGCCUGCCGGCGGGCGGCGCUGGGUCUGGGUCUGGUGCAACGACACCGCACGGGACGCGCCCGUUGCACCGCGUGGCCACGUCCGGCACGACGAUUGCCAAGCAGUUUGCGGCGUUGACGGAGGGCGAGACGCGCGUGGCCGUGGAGCUGCUGUUUGCCGUGAUCAACGAGCUGUACACGCUCUCGUCGGCCUGGAACAUCCGGCGCACGCUGCUGACGGCCGCCAAGUCGUUUUUGCUGCGGCCGGGCAACCCGUCUCUGGCGUCGAUCCAGAGCUUGUUGCAGUCGUCGGUGCUCGACGCCAACACGACGGACGCCGGCAUGGCUGGGUAUCUUAACACGUUGCGCGAGAACACGAUGCCGACGGACGCGGAACGGGCAGCGUGGCCGGCGGAGAUGACGGCAGAGGAGAAGGAGAGGCUGCGGGUCAAGGCGCGGCGGCUGCUGAUCCGCAGCGGCGUGCCGGCGGCGCUGAUGGGCGUCAUGGGCCAGUCGGCGACGUCCGAUGCGCUGGGCCGGAUCUUCGACUGCCUUCAGGUCGAGGAGGUGGCACGGGGUCUGAUCUUUGGACUGAUGCUGCAGGCAGCACGGAUCGUGACACAUUGA